Molecule: messenger RNA, 972 nt
Organism: Dentiscutata erythropus
Lineage: Eukaryota; Fungi; Glomeromycota; Glomeromycetes; Diversisporales; Gigasporaceae
Source: the annotation of a GenBank genome assembly
AUGACUUCCACAGAGAAAACGGAAAAGCCAGACGAGCUUUUUAUUGACUUACAUGUUAAAUACAUUCAAACUCUUGAUACGAAAAAAGACGAUUUAGAAUAUUGGCUCACUGAGCACCUUCGUCUGAGUGGUGUAUACUGGGGUUUAACAGCCUUAGAUUUGAUGAAUAAUGUUGACGCACUUAAUAAAGAGGAUGUGGUGAAGUAUGUGGUUUCUUGUCAGCAUGAUAAUGGUGGGUUUGGUGGACACGUAGGGCAUGAUCCACAUUUAUUAUAUACACUUUAUGCGGUUCAAAUUUUAGUAAUUGAAGAUUCUUUGGAUGCUGUUAAUGUUGAAAAGAUUGUAGAAUACGUCGCAUCUCGUCAAGAUCGUCAGACUGGAGCUUUUACUGGCGAUGAAUGGGGAGAGAUAGACACACGAUUUUCAUAUACUGCUAUUUCAUGUCUUUCAUUAUUAAAACGAUUAGAUGCUAUAGAUGUCAAGAAAGCCAUUGAAUAUAUCAUGCUUUGUAAAAAUUUUGAUGGUGGUUUUGGAAAUACACCAGGAGCGGAAUCUCACGCUGGUCAAAUCUUUUGUUGCGUUGGUGCACUUGCUAUUGUUAAUUCCUUGCAUUUGGUUGAUGCCGACUUGCUCGGAUGGUGGCUUUGUGAACGGCAAUUGAAAAAUGGAGGACUUAAUGGACGACCAGAAAAACUUGAAGAUGUAUGUUAUUCAUGGUGGGUGUUAUCUGCGCUUAGUAUCUUGGGCAGAUUGCACUGGAUAAACAAGGAAAAGUUGAUCGAGUUUAUUUUAGCAGCUCAGGACUCCGAGUCUGGUGGAAUUGCGGACCGACCUGGCGAUAUGGUAGAUGUAUUUCAUACUUUGUUUGGAAUUACAGGGUUAUCAUUAUUAGGAUAUCCUGGGCUAAAACCAGUUGAUCCCGUCUAUUGUUUACCAAAAUAUGUAGUUCAAAGAAUUGGACUUGUUGUGUAA